Messenger RNA from Lasiosphaeria miniovina, 318 nucleotides. Its product is annotated as peptidyl-prolyl cis-trans isomerase fkr-3. The record is from RefSeq and is a predicted model, not a curated record. NCBI's taxonomy places the organism in Eukaryota, Fungi, Ascomycota, Sordariomycetes, Sordariales, Lasiosphaeriaceae. Bases 1 to 318 code for a protein of 105 amino acids. Gene Ontology annotation, cellular component: cytoplasm. The transcript is spliced from 5 exons. Gene Ontology annotation, biological process: protein peptidyl-prolyl isomerization. Gene Ontology annotation, molecular function: peptidyl-prolyl cis-trans isomerase activity.
AUGGGCGUAGAGAAGACAAUUCUUGUUGAUGGGACCGGAGAGAAGCCACAACAGGGGCAGAUGGUUUGGAUCGAGUACACGGGCUGGUUGAAAGACACAACCCAGCCAGAUAACAAAGGUGCCAAGUUCGACGCCUCGGAGUAUGGCGAAGAUUUCUCAACCCAGAUUGGCGUCGGAAUGCUUAUAAAGGGUUGGGAUGAAGCCGUUCUUGAUAUGAAUGUCGGCGAGAAGGCCAUUCUCGACAUCACCAGUGACUACGCCUAUGGACAGAGAGGCUUCCACGGUCAUAUCCCCCCAAACGCAGAUCUGAUAUUGUGA